Juglans microcarpa x Juglans regia is the source of this 2233-nucleotide messenger RNA. Its product is annotated as xyloglucan galactosyltransferase XLT2. The coding region runs from base 284 to 1756 and encodes 490 amino acids. Lineage: Eukaryota; Viridiplantae; Streptophyta; Magnoliopsida; Fagales; Juglandaceae. The record is from RefSeq and is a predicted model, not a curated record. Gene Ontology annotation, molecular function: galactosyltransferase activity. The transcript has a single exon. Gene Ontology annotation, biological process: xyloglucan biosynthetic process.
AGAGCACAUAAACGAAACCCCCCACGUGUCGGUUGACAAAUCUAGCUUAUGUUCUCUGUCGGUUGCCCUUGCCAGCCCUUAAUCCUACCGCGAACGCACACGUGCCCUUUCCCCUCUCUCCACCUUCUUCUUCAAGCCUCUAAAAUCCUCCACCGGUCCAAUAUCUCCCCAAACACCCAAACCCUUCGGCUUCCACCACCUCUCACCUCAAAGAAACCCUCACUAUUCACAGAAACCCAUCGUUGCCGGAAAAGAGUCAAAGACCCUCCUUACUCCUUCUCUGAUGCUUCCCAUUUCCGAUCACGCUUCCUUCGAAACUAUCAAGAAACCCCAAACCCCCGAGUUAUUAGACCGCAAGAACUCACCCAACAAGCUCAACUCGGUUUUUCUACCUAUCCACUAUGCCCAUUCUCGCAUUUGGCUCCUCCUCACCAUCCUCUCCAUCCAGAUACUCCUUCUCUUCACCCUCCGCUCUCUUCCUAUCUCCCUUUCCCUCUCCCACCCUCGCCCCAGCGAAUAUGUCCAGAAUUCCUUAUCCGCUGACCCGAAUCGAGAUCAAUGUGGAUCGGGUCGAAUAUUCGUGUACGAUCUCCCCGUAACAUUCAAUUCUGAGAUUCUGGCCAAUUGCGAUGACUUGAACCCGUGGAGCUCGCGCUGCGAAGCGCUGGCCAAUGAUGGCUUCGGCCGGAGUGCCACCGGGCUUGUCGGGAUCGUGCCGAAGCAGUUGGCUUCGGCGUGGUACUGGACGGACCAGUUCGUGUCCGAGAUCAUUUUCCACAAUCGUGUCUUGAAGCACAAGUGUCGGGUCCUAGAGCCGGAAAAUGCUACGGCGUUCUACAUACCGUUCUACGCUGGACUGGCGGUGGGUAAGUAUCUUUGGUCGAAUUCGAGCGCCAAGGAACGCGAUCUCCACUGCGAGAUGAUGUUAAAGUGGGUUCAGGACAAACCCUACUACAAGAGAUCCAACGGCUGGGAUCACUUCCUCACCAUGGGGCGCAUCUCGUGGGACUUCCGGCGGUCGAAAGACGAGGACUGGGGUUCUAGCUGUAUCUACAUGCGCGGGAUGAGGAAUAUAACGCGCCUCCUGAUCGAGCGGAACCCGUGGGACUACUUUGACGUCGGUGUGCCUUACCCCACCGGAUUCCACCCCAGGUCAGACUCCGAUGUAACGGCAUGGCAGCGCUUCGUCCGCGACCGUAACCGCACAAGCCUAUUCUCUUUCGCCGGGGCGACACGUGGCGCCGUCAGGAACGACUUUAGGGGCAUAUUGCUCAGGCAGUGCAACGGAACGGACGCGUGUACGAUCGUAGACUGCGCGGGGUCUCGCUGCUCCAACGGUACAUCGGCGAUCCUGGAAACGUUCUUGAGCUCUGAGUUCUGUCUACAGCCCAGGGGUGACAGCUUCACCCGCAGAUCGUUAUUCGACUGCAUGGUUGCCGGGUCGAUCCCUGUUUUCUUUUGGAAGCGAACUGCCUAUUAUCAGUACGAGUGGUUUUUACCGGGCGAAGCGGAUAGUUACUCGGUCUUUAUAGACCGAAACGCCGUAAAAAACGGGACGUCUGUGAAGGAAGUGCUGGAGAGGUAUAGCAGGGAGGAGGUGAGGAAAAUGAGAGAGAAAGUGAUUGAUUAUAUACCGAAAAUAGUGUAUGCAAGACCUCAGGAGGGGUUGGAAACAGUGAAGGAUGCAUUUGAUGUGGCCAUUGAGGGGGUGCUAAGGAGGUUCAAGGAACAAGAGGAGUGGGGAUUUAAGUGGUAAUAAUAGGGAAGGCCGAGGGUAAAUCUGUGCAUUGGAAGAUAUAUGCGAUGGUUUCAGCUAUAAUGUCACUAAGAAUAGAGAUUGUGGCAAAUUUUUUUAUGGGUUAGGUAGAUGGUAGUUAUUACAGUUAUUUUUUUAAAAUAUAUAUUUUUUUUUCUAAUGAGCCGAGGAAGGGGGAUUUGGUACGUGUUGUUAUUUUAUUAGUGGGGUACAUGAUGUAUGCAAUUAGGGCUAUUGUAAGUGACAUUAUAAUCUGAUCCUCUUAUCGAGGAAUCAGUCACAGAAUUCUGGGUUCCAUCAGCAAGUGGACCAAAUGAGCAGAACCACACACAGUGGCGGAUGGAUAUGGUGGAUGAUUGUUAGGGCAGUGCACCCUUUUUUAUUUCUUGGGCACCGUGCAUGUGGCAUUGUAGGUAUCCAAGAUUAUCAUGUGUAAUUGAGAAAAUAAGUGAUGUGCGUUAUCAUAUUUGCACUUUA